AUGCUAGAGUGUCCCGUGCUGGAGGAGCCAGAGCCAGAGCCAGGUGCUGAAGCGCCUUGCGCGGGGUCCUGCCACGCGCAGCGGGUCCUGCAGACCCUCAACGCCUACCGGCAGAGCGGCACCCUCACCGACGUGGUCCUGCGCGCGGGGGGCCGCGACUUCCCAUGCCACCGAGCCGCGCUCAGUGCGGGCAGCGCCUACUUCCGCAGCCUGUUCGCAGCCGGACGGCCAGAGCGUGGCCUCGCCGUGGUGCCCGUGGUGCCCGAGACGCCGGGCGCAGGGCGGACAGGGGCGGCACCGGCGCUGGCCGUGGUGCUCGACUACGUGUACGGUGCGGGCGUGCGGCUGCGCGCCGAGGACGAGGCGGCCGCCGUGCUGGAGCUGGCCGAGCGGCUGGGCGUGGCGGGCCUGCGCCAGGCCUGCGCGCGCUUCCUCGAGAGCCGCCUGCGCGCCGCCAACAGCCUGGCGCUGCGCCGCGUGGCCGCCACCUUCUCGCUCCCCUCCCUGGCCCAGCGCUGCGGCCGCGUGCUGCGCCAGGCCUUCACCGAAGUGGUGCGCCACGCUGACUUCCUGGAGCUGGCGCCCGACGAGGUGGCCGCGCUCCUGGCCGACCCGGCGCUGGGCGUGGCGCGCGAGGAGGCCGUGUUCGAGGCGGCCAUGCGCUGGGUGCGGCACGACGCGCCGGCCCGACGAGGGCAGCUGCGGCGCCUGCUGGAGCACGUGCGCCUGCCCCUGCUGGCGCCCGACUACUUCUUGGAGAAGGUGGAGGCUGACGAGCUGCUGAGGGCCUGCGGCGAGUGCCGCCCGCUGCUGCUCGAGGCCCGAGCCUGCUUCAUCCUGGGGCGAGAGGCUGGCGGGCUGCGUGCGCGGCCACGGAGAUUCAUGGACCUCGCUGAAGUGAUCGUGGUCAUUGGCGGAUGUGACCGCAAGGGACUUUUGAGGUUGCCCUUCGCCGAUGCGUACCACCCAGAAAGCCAGCGCUGGACCCCACUGCCCAGCCUGCCUGGUUACAUGCGCUCAGAGUUUGCCGCCUGUACUCUCCGCAAUGACAUCUAUGUCUCAGGAGGUCACAUCAACAGCCACGAUGUGUGGAUGUUUAGCUCCCAUCUGCAUACCUGGAUUAAGGUGGCCUCGCUGAACAAGGGCAGGUGGAGGCACAAGAUGGCGGUCUUGCAGGGACAGCUGUUCGUGGUGGGUGGCUUCGAUGGCCUGCAGCGCCUGCGCAGCAUGGAGCGCUACGACCCCUUCUCCAACACCUGGGCAGCUGCGGAGCCCCUCCCAGAGGCCGUGAGCUCAGCAGCAGUGGCACCCUGUGCUGGCCGGCUCUACGUGAUCGGGGGUGCCAGGCAGGACGGUGUCAGCACAGACAAGGUGCAGUGCUUUGACCCCGAGGAGGACCGGUGGAGCCUGCGGUCACCAGCACCCUUCUCACAGCGAUGUCUUGAGGCCGUCUCCCUUGAAGAUACCAUCUACGUGGUGGGGGGCCUCAUGAGCAAAAUCUUCACCUACAACACUGGUACAGAUGUCUGGGGGGAGGCAGCUGUCCUCCCCAGCCCCGUGGAGAGCUGUGGCAUGACCGUGUGUGAUGGGAAGGUGCACAUCGUUGGUGGACGGGAUGAUCAUGGGGAAAGCACCGACAGGGUCUUCACCUAUGACCCCAGCAGUGGGCAGGUGGAGGCCCAGCCACCCCUGCAGCGCUGCACCAGCUCCCACGGCUGCGUCACCAUUGUCCAGAGCCUGGACAGGUGAUUCAGACUUGGGCAACCUGAGCCAAGAGGCAGAGGGAGAAGGGAGAACUCAGGCCUACUACUAUGCUUUCCUCAUGGCUCCUCCAUGUAAAUAUUUCCUUAACUUAUUGCCCCCUUUUCUUGUAGAAAUAAAACCUCAUUCCAAGGUUUGGUCUGUG
Molossus molossus (Pallas's mastiff bat) is the source of this 1906-nucleotide messenger RNA. RefSeq names its product kelch like family member 35 (gene KLHL35). NCBI's taxonomy places the organism in Eukaryota, Metazoa, Chordata, Mammalia, Chiroptera, Molossidae. Bases 1 to 1749 code for a protein of 582 amino acids. The record is from RefSeq and is a predicted model, not a curated record. Gene Ontology annotation, molecular function: protein binding. The transcript is spliced from 6 exons.